AUGAUUUCGGAAAGGGUGUUAGCUCACUACGAUCCUGAUGAGGAAUUAACAUUGGCCUGCGACGCGUCGCACUAUGGUUUAGCAGCGAUUUUAUCGCACAGAUACAAAGAUGGCUCGGAGAAGCCAAUCGAGUUCGCUUCGAAAAAAAUUCCAGACAAAGAAUUGAACCGUGCGAUUAAUGACAAAGAAGCGGCGGCGAUUGUAUUCGGGUUUAAACAAUUUUACAGUUUUGUAUUCGGUCGAAAAGUAAUUCUGCGCACAGAUCACAAACCGCUAGAAUUUAUUUUCAGUCCGAAAAAAGGUAUUCCGCAGACGGCAGCUUCAAGACUGCAGCGGUGGGCGAUUGUUUCGUCAGGAUUCGAUUACGAGAUCGAAUGGAUAAAAUCGAGCGAAAACGCUAAUUGCGACGCGUUGUCGAGACUUCCAAUUGAGGACACGACCGAACUUCAAGACUGCAGCGGUGGGCGAUUUUUUUUGUCAGGAUUCGAUUACGAGAUCGAAUGGAUAAAAUCGAGCGAAAACGCUAAUUGCGACGCGUUGUCGAGACAUCCAAUUGAGGACACGACCGAAGUAUUCGGGAAUACGUAUUCGCAGCUUCACUGUAUAAUAGACGAAGCAAAAGUAGUCGAUUACGAGACGGUGGUAAAAGAAACGAAAAGAGACGCAGUACUAUCGCGCAUAAUGAAAUUUUGCAUUUUCGGCUGGCCCAGAGACAGUAAAGACCUCUCAGAGAUCGAAAAGAAGUUUUUUGCAAAGCAAAAUGAGUUGUCAAUCGAAGGAAAUUGCCUGUUCUGGGGUUACCGAAUGGUAAUUCUGGAAAGUUUACGCGAUAAGAUCCUGAACGACCUUCACUUGUCUCACUUGGGGAUCGUUAAGAUGAAAGCAAUGGCACGCUCGUACGUGUGGUGGCCAGGUAUCGAUGCGGACAUCGAAGAUAUAGCUAACUUUUCUGAUACAUGCGCAGUGAAUCGAAGGUCACCGCCACGCGCACCACUUACACCAUGGCCAUGGCCAGAAAGAGCGUGGCAAAGGGUUCAUUGUGAUUUUUUGGGCCCUUUCCAGGGAGACAUGUAUUUAGUAGUGCUGGACUCUUUCUCAAAGUGGCCAGAGGUCAUUAAUUUUAAGCACGAUACCAGAGCGUGUAAAUUAGUCCAGGUAUUCGAAAUGUUAUUCGCGAGACACGGACUGUGCGAGCAUUUAGUCUCGGAUAAUGGCAGACAGCUGGCAAACGCCGAGUUUCGCGAGUACCUACAAAAAAACGGAGUGAAACACAGUUUUUCGCCGCCAUAUCACCCGGCGACGAACGGGGCCGCGGAAAAUUUCGUAGGAACGUUCAAGAACAAGGUGACAAAAAUUAUGAAAGGGGGGAAGAAGGUAGACACAGCGGUCUACCAAUUUCUAUUUGAUUAUCGUAGUGCUCCACACAGCACGACCGAAAAAUCACCGGCGCAAUUAUUGUACGGACGCGAAAUUAGAACACGAUUCGACUUGCUACGUCCCAAUCUACGGGUCAAAGUUGAAGAGAAACAGAACGCGCAAAUCGCAAGCCGACCUCGCUCGCGUAAGGUUGAUUUACAAGAAGGCGACUCGGUCUUGAUAGACAAUUAUGGGAAGUUAGGCGGGAAGCGAAUAAAAGGCGCGAUCGCGAAAAAAUUGUCACCGUCGACUUACCAAGUCCAGACCGAGUCAGGCAUUGUAGCGAAGCGACAUACAGAUCAAAUCGUGAAACCCUUGCGACGUUCCGAGCGCAUCGCCCGUAGGAAACAUAUUUAA
Belonocnema kinseyi is the source of this 1773-nucleotide messenger RNA. RefSeq lists its product as uncharacterized. Gene Ontology annotation, biological process: DNA integration. The record is from RefSeq and is a predicted model, not a curated record. Bases 1 to 1773 code for a protein of 590 amino acids. Lineage: Eukaryota; Metazoa; Arthropoda; Insecta; Hymenoptera; Cynipidae. The transcript is spliced from 2 exons. Gene Ontology annotation, molecular function: nucleic acid binding.